UCUAUACCAUUUUUCUUUUUUUUCCCUUAAGUCUAUGCACAUUGUUAAACACACUGUAACCUGCUUAGAGGUUUUUUUCAUCUGAACCUGCUUUACUGCAUAUCUGUAACCUUUUCUGUCUGCAUGACCAAAAUCUUAAACCACUGUACACCUUAGCUCAUGGUGCACUGGGGGCUCAAGCCCACAGGUAGCAACCGGGAGACACAUCUCUGUACCACAGCCCGCAUGAGACUGUGGGACUAGGAAGCUGCACUUGGCUCCAUUUUUUUGUGUGUUUGGAAUCUUUAUUUAAGCUUUCUCAGUUCUUACGUGGACAUACGUGCCCCCACAUUAGACACCAUUUGUAGGCAGAUUUUUCUGUCCUGCCAUCCUGCUCCCAAAUCAUGACACAGAGACAUUAUUAAUUAUGAAAGCUUUCUUGAUAUCUUAGGAUUGCUUCUAAUUAGCUCUUAUAAAAAUUAACUCAUUUAUAUUAAUUUACUUUCUACCUUGUGGCUACAUCUCUAUAUUGCCCAUCCUGCUUUCUCUGCAUCCAGCUGGCAACUCCACCCUUCUUCUUCCCAGCAUCCUCUGUGCCCCUAAAAUCCUGCCUAGCUAUUGGCCAUUCAGCUUUUUAUUAAACCAGUCUGAGUGACACAUCUUCACAGUAUACAAAAAGAUUAUUCCACAACACCCAGGUCCUCUGGGAGAGCAGUCAGUGCUAUUAACUGGUGAGAUAUCUCUCCAGUCUACACAAUGAUUUACUUUUAAUCUGAUAGCUUGAUUGUCUCUCUGUGUGUGUACAAAUGUGUGUUCAUGGAGAUAAGAGAUCAGAUGGGUGUCUUCCUUAAUUGUUCUCUGUGUUCUUUAACACUUUAAUUAUUUGUGUAUAUUGUGGUGAUGUAUUGUGUCCCCAAUAUAUUGUGCACCCUAAUAAAGUUUAUCGGAGGAUCAGAGGAAAAAGCCAGCCACUCUAGUAAACAUAGAGGUCAGGCAAUGGUAGCACAGGCCUUUAAUCCUAUCACUUGGGAAGCAGAGAUCCAUCUGGAUCUCUGUGAGUUCAAGGCCACACUGGGAACUGUGGUGGUAUUUUACUUGUACUGAAAUGUGAUUUUAAUUGUAUGUUAAUAAAUAAAGUUGCUUGGGGGUCAGAGCUAUUAGAGCCAUAGCAAGAGCGUGGCGGUGGUGGCACAUGCCUUUAAUCCCAGCACUUGGUAGACAGAGCUAGGUAGAUCUCUGUGUGUAAAAGGAUACAGCCAGCAUUGGAGACACACGCCUUUAAUCUCAAUCCCAACCAUAGAAGACCUGGAAGUCUUUACAGACAGGCAGUGACGAGGCAUGGGUUUACAACCAAUGAGAAGGCAGAACCGAAAGUCUUUAUAAAGACAGACACACAGGAAGUAGGCCCCUUUCGGAGAGCUCUCUUGGCUGAAGAGGAUCGCUGAAGCAGGAAGGGUGAGGCUUUUAGUUCUGACCUCUUGGCUUUCUUCUCUGAAUCGGCUCUGUGUUUCUUAUUUAAUGAGACGCUUGGUUACAUCUACAGGGAACAGAGCCAGGUGUGGUGGUACACGCCUUUAAUCCCAGCACUAACCAUAAAGGUCUGGAGGUUUGGACAGACAGACAGGAAGUGACAGAGCUGGGCAGGAAGAGGAAAUGAUGUAGCUGGACUGAGAGAGGAAAUGAGAUGGCAGAACAGAAAGGCAUAUAGGCGUGGGUAUAUAGGAAGUAGGUCUCUUUGGAAACUGGGAUGAAGUUGUCUGUGGCUUGUACUAUUUCUCUGAUCUCUCAGUUUUUCACCCCAAUAUCUGGCUCCGGGUUUUUAUUAAUAAGACCAUUUAGCAAUUCAUCUUACAGUAUAUAUGUGUAGGAGCACUUGAGUGCCACAGCAAGUAUGCGGAGGCCAGAGGACAACUUACAGGAGUCAGUUCUUUUUUUCUACCAUUCCAGAGAUUGAGUUUACGUCCUCAGGUUUGGCAGCAAGUGUUCAUAUCUGCUAUGCUAUUUCACCAACUCUACCUGCUUUUUGAGACAAGGUCUCUCAAAUGUGGAGCUCUAAAUUGGGCUCAAACUCAGGUCACUUUACUAACUCAGUCAUCUUCCUGGCCCCUAAUUUUCUUAAUUCACUUUCAGAAAGGUAUCACAAUGGUCCUUUCAAAUACUUUUUACACUCUAUUACCCGUUGUUUCCAGCUGCAAAUUUAAUCAUACCAUUAGGCUUUUUCUCUAAGUCUGUCCUGUGGUUUCUGUUAAUUUUUUUCUGUGUUUCAGUAUUAUUGACUCCAAAAUCUAUCUUCCAGUUCCUUACUUCUUUCUUUAGCUGGGUCUAAUUUGUAACUAAUCUAAUCCAUUAAGGUUCUGCUACCUUUAUGAUCUACAUACAACAAAACAGAGCAUUUUAAGUAGUGCCAUUUGAUAAGUUUUCUUGUAGUUUUUGUGUUUUCUUCAACAUUUUUAUGUUGAAAAAAUUUGAAGGAGCUGGAAAGAUGAUUCAGUGGUUAAGAGAACCUACUAUUGUUGCAGAAGACCCAGAUUCAGGUCCCAGCACCCACAUGGUGACUCACAACUACUUGUAACUCUAGUUCCAGGGCAUCUGACACUCACUUUUAGCCUCCAUGAGCACCAAGCAGGUACAUGGUGCACAUACAAACAUGCAGACAUUCAUACAUGUACAUAAAAUAAAAAAAUAGGCAGCUGGAGGUGGUGAUACAUGACUUUAAUCCCAGCACCUGGAAAGCAGAGGCAGGAUCUCCAAGUUUGAGGCAGGCCUGGUCUACAGAUCAAGUUCUAGGAUAGCAAGGGCUACACAAAGAAAUCUUGUCUCAAAACUACUACUACUACUACUACUACUACUACUACUACUACUACUAAUAAUAAUAAUAAUAAUAAUGAUAGGGUCAGGCAUGGAAGCACAUGGCUUUGAUCUCAGCACUCAGGAGACAGAAAAAAACAGAUGCCUGUGAGUUCUAUGCCAGCCUGAUUUCCAUGGUAAGUUCCAAGCCAGCCAGGGCUACAUAUGGAGAUUCUGUCUCAAAAAAUAAUAAUUUGUUUUCAAAUGUACAAAAGAGUUAGGAUAGUAGUACAUAUUUUUACCCUGGAUCAACUAGUCAUUAACAUUUUGCUAAAUUUGCUUUACCUCACGUAUUAUGUAUAAUCAUACUAUUACUCUUCGGUUUGAACUUCAAAGUAUUUGGACAAAGACCCUUUGAUUCCAAAUAUGUCAGCCCAGACAUGAAAGGAACAAGUGCAUCUCCAUUCCCACUGUGAUGCAGUCAAGUCAGUUAACCACCUUGGAAUUAUCAUUGAUAGAGUUUUAUUGAGCAAUAUACAGUACAUUUUCAGGUUAAGAAUUUUUACUAGUGUGUUCUGUGUGAUUGAUCAUCUUUUCCUGACCCAGGAUCCAUUCUAGUACCAGUUAAUAAAACACUGAUGAAGCUGGAGCUUCCUGGAGUAGAGGGAAUAUGUUCUCUUCAAUCAGGUGAAGUAUACUUACCUUCACUCACUCAGGACAUGAGGAGAUUUGAACUUUAGUUCAGUUUCUGUCUCACCUUCACUUUCAGGGAAUAGUCCUCUAAUGCACUGAGCCUGACCUUCAGCUUCUGUACCACAGCUCCCAUAAGACUGUCCCAACUUCACAGCUUCUUGGUCCCUGCUUUCCUGAUUGAAAAUCCCCAGCUGUAAAUGCUGUUCUUGUCAUCAGAGAAACUGUGACCCCAAGAAUCCUGCCAUCACUGGUUGUUCUAAUGAAGGUUAGUCUGAAACAAUCUUGCUCUCACAGCUGUCUCCCUCUUCAGCUUCAGCCUGGAGUCUUUACGAUUAUUUAAAAUGCUCCACUCACCAUUUUUGCAGUUGUCUCUGGGGUAUUUACCAUCUCUGUAUUGUUUCUAGAACAUUUUUGUGUGAUUGUUUUAUCCUUGCCUCCUUCACCCCAACUUCUAUUCACUACUUGAUAUUCACUUGAUUUCACUUUUGCUUGCUAUGUGCUUAAUAAACCCACUAAUUCAAGAUCAAAAGGACAGCUUCUAUACAUCAGUCUUCAUACAGAACAGAAUACCCUACCAGGUAGUAUCCAGAGGUUGUCUAUGGACACUGAGCUUUGAAUUUCAGUCAUUGCAGAAAUGCCACAUGGUCUCCUGACUUUCUGAUCCUUGAAUAGGUUAUGACAUAAGAGCUUUCAUUUCUCUACCUAGAAACCUUCCCUUUACCAACUGUCCUGAGGACCUAAGACUUCAAGUCAUCAACCUAAGCGACUAUCAACACCAGUUGUUUGACUCCAGGGAAGGUCUCCUGUUGGUGUUGGGGAAGACUGCACGAGAAAGGGUUGUUUUACGGGGUCGUGAAACUUGAUUGCUUUUAUUGUUGAGGGAACCCCAGAAGUUAAAGGCAUGUGCUACCAAGAGUGCCAGGAACUGGAGUCGUUAGAGACUAGUUGAUUCUCUUCCACUGUUGCUAAUAUCCUACUCAUCGUGUGUGCACAAUUCAAAUCUUAAAGACUUGCACUAUUGACCCUGCCUUUCACAGACAUCCAGGAUUGACCUUUGGCUGUCCACUACAAGUGUCCACUUGGCUUCUGAAGCGUCUUUGACCACACGCCUGUUUGUCCUACAGCAGCCCCGUUUCAGGAAAAGGAAUAGAUUCUCAUUGCCAAAGCUCUGGAGUACUCUUAAUUUUCUCCGCAAACCCAAUCCUUGGAGCAGUCCCGCAGCGCCAUCUUCUGGUACAGCUCUUCACCUCCACUCCUCGAGAGGCAGUAGUGUCUGAUUUGCUUUUCAGACCUUGUGUAGGCCUCCCGAGAGAUCUUUGCGGGCAUCGCCAAGAAUAACGGCCUCACUGAGACACCCAAGGCCAGUGUUCUCCCAAGCACUGCCAGUGUUCGUUCGGAGUUUGGAGCUUCUGAGACGCAGCAGCCAGGGCGGUACUCGCCAGGGGAAGAGGCGGCGCGCGUUGGGUUCUGUCCUGCCCUGGCCUGGCGAGCGGUCACGUGGGGCGCUACCCGGAGGCGGAACUACUACGACCGAGACCUAAAGGCUUGCAGAUCGGGAGCUCCAGGUUACCUUAGUCAUGCGCUCCCCGCGUCCCACCUCCGCUACGCUGGCAUUUCUAGCUGCGUUCUUGGCUGCGCCCUUGGCUGUGGCUGAGACCCCAUACCUGGUGCGUGUGGACGCAGCCCGCCCGCUGAGGCCUCUGUUGCACUUUUGGAGGAGCACCGGCUUCUGCCCCCCACUGCCUCACGACCAGGCUGACCAGUACGACCUUAGUUGGGACCAGCAACUGAACCUUGCCUACAUAGGUGCCGUACCUCACAGUGGCAUCGAGCAGGUCCGGAUACAUUGGCUGCUGGAUCUCAUCACAGCCAGGAAGUCAUCUGGGCAGGGACUGGUAUACAACUUCACCCACUUGGAUGCAUUCCUGGACCUCCUCAUGGAGAACCAGCUCCUCCCUGGAUUUGAGCUGAUGGGCAGUCCUUCUGGGCAUUUCACAGACUUUGAGGACAAGCAGCAGGUGUUCGAAUGGAGGGACUUGGUUUCUCUGUUGGCCAGAAGAUAUAUUGGUAGGUAUGGGCUGACACAUGUUUCCAAGUGGAACUUCGAGACUUGGAAUGAGCCAGACCACCAUGACUUUGACAAUGUGUCCAUGACUGCACAAGGCUUCCUGAAUUACUAUGAUGCCUGCUCUGAGGGGCUGCACAUUGCUAGCCCCAUGUUGAGGCUGGGUGGCCCUGGGGAUUCAUUCCACCCCCUGCCAAGGUCACCACUGUGCUGGAGCCUUCUGCGUCACUGUGCCAGUGGAACCAACUUCUUCACUGGUGAGGUGGGCGUGCGUCUGGAUUAUAUCUCCCUGCACAAGAAGGGCGCAGGCAGCUCCAUCUCCAUCCUGGAGCAGGAGGUGGCAGUUGUGGAGCAGAUCCAGCAGCUAUUCCCCGAGUUCAAGGACACCCCUAUUUACAAUGACGAGGCAGACCCUCUGGUGGGCUGGUCACUUCCACAGUCUUGGAGAGCUGAUGUGAUUUAUGCAGCCUUGGUGGUGAAGGUCAUUGCACAGCACCAGAACCUGCUGUUUGCCAAUAGCAGUUCCUCCAUUCGCUAUGUGCUCCUGAGCAACGACAAUGCCUUCUUGAGCUACCACCCACACCCUUUCUCCCAGCGUACACUUACUGCCCGCUUCCAGGUCAACAAUACUUGCCCACCCCAUGUGCAGCUUCUGAGAAAGCCAGUCCUCACAGUCAUGGGGCUGAUGGCCCUGCUGGACGGAGAACAACUCUGGGCGGAAGUGUCACAGGCUGGGGCUGUGUUGGACAGCAAUCACACAGUGGGUGUCCUGGCCAGCACCCAUCGCCCUGAAGUCUCCUCAGAGGCCUGGCGUACCACAGUCCUGAUCUACACUAGUGAUGACACCCAUGAACACCUCAACCACAGUAUCCCUGUGACGCUUCACCUUCACAGGGUACCCCCUGGCUUGGGGCUUGUCUACGUAGUACGCUACCUAGACAAUCAACUGUGCAGCCCCUACAGUGAAUGGCAGCACAUGGGCCAGCCAGUCUUCCCCUCUGCAGAGCAAUUCCGACAUAUGCGCAUGGUGGAGGACCCAGUGGUUGAGGCACCACGUCCCUUCCCUGCUGGAGGCAGACUGACUCUACACCGGAAGCUUUCUUUGCCAUCACUUCUGCUGGUGCAUGUCUGCACACGCCCCUUGAAGCCACCAGGGCAGGUUAGCCGGCUGCGUGCACUGCCCCUGACACGUGGGCAGUUGGUUCUGGUCUGGUCAGACGAGCACGUGGGCUCCAAGCCAGCUGGUCCCAGCUUCAGUACUGAUCCAGCCCUCCCCAGGUGCCUGUGGACAUAUGAGAUCCAGUUCUCCCAGAAGGGUGAGGUGUAUACUCCAAUCAGCAGGAGGCCAUCUACUUUUAACCUCUUUGUGUUCAGCCCAGACACAGCUGUGGUCUCUGGCUCCUAUCGAGUACGAGCACUGGACUACUGGGCCCGGCCAGGCCCCUUCUCAGACCCUGUGACUUACGUGGAUCUCCCUGCCUCAUAAGAGCCACUGGCUCCUAGUGACUGGUGAGCCUGUGCUGACUAGUGAAUGGGGUCAGCCAGGUUGAGCUAGACUGCCAUUAGCUAGUUAGUUGACUAUCAUCUCCUUUUGUUGUUUCCCCAUUUCCUUUGAAAGUAUCUUUCUCUACCUCAGUCUUGGGGUCUGCUUUGUGGAUGAACACUACAGAGGGCCCAGCGGGAGUAACCUUUGCCUGCUUUUCUCCUUCUUCCCAGCUGUUCAAAGUUUAACUCUGGAGUUGGGAGGACGCUCAGUGGGUACAGUGCUUGCUGUGCAGGCAUGAGGACCAGAGUGCAGACAUCUAUUCAGAGUUUACAGAUUACUCAUGUAAAGGCUGGACAUGGCGAUGUAUGCCUGUAACCCUAGUGUUGGGGGGAAGGACAGACACAGGCCAGGCUCUCUGGCCAUCCAGUCUACCUGGAACUGCAAGCUCCAGGUUCAGUAAGAAAUCCUGUUUCAGAAAAAUCAAGUGGAGAACUAUAGAGAAGAUACUCAAUAUUGACCUUUGGUCUAUACACACACACACACACACACACACACACACACACACACACACACACACCUCACAUACACAAAUACACACCCACCCCUCAAACACACCACAGAUCACACUAUGCACACACAGUCUAAAUUCUGUCCCUUUUCUGAGACUCAAGACAAACUCUUAGCUUGAGAUUCUGUAAUAUCAAAAAGAAAGUUAUGUACUUCUGAAAUACAAUUGCACAGGGUAAAUAUCUCCAUUUCAACAGGAAAAUAAAUGACAAGGAAGGAUUUAAUUGAAGCAAGACCAAGCAUUAAAUCCUGCAGAUACAUUUCCAGAAUUGGGGCACAUGUUAUUGUGAUAUGAACUCUAAUGUGCUAGACAGUUCUAUCUUUGUGGUGUUGCCAUUUACAGCCCUUGUGACCUUUCUCCUAGGCUGGUGUCUUAGGUUUUCCAUGCUGUGAUUAAACAUGAUGAACAUAAGCAACUUGGGUAGGAAAAAGUUUAUUUCACUUACAUUUCCACAUUACAAUCUAUCAUCGAAGGAAGCCAGGGCAGGAACCUGGAGGCAGGAACUGAUGUAGAAGUCAUAGAGAAGUGCUGCUUACUGGCUUGUUCUCCAAGGCUUGCUCAGACUAUGUUCUUAUACACCCCAGGACUACCAGCCAAAGGUGGCACCUCUCACAAUGGCCUGGGCCCUUCCACAUCAAUCACUAAUUAAGAAAAUGCAACACAGACUUAUUGCUCAUAAGUCAAUCUUGUUAGGGUGUUUUCUCAGUGAGGUUCCCUCUUCCCAAAUGACUCUAGCUUAUGACAAAUCGACAUAAAACUAUCCCAGUCUUGCCACAUAUUACCUGGCCUCCCAAGUCUUCCUUUGAAAUCUGGCCAGAAGCCUACAUAACCCUGUAACUGUAAUUCUUGUAUUCUGUCUUCUAAGCCAGCAUGCUGUGGAUCACACAAAGGUCUAUUAUCAGCUUGAAUGGUAGUUGAGGACCCUUGAGCCAUCCAUGACUGCUGUAAACUUGGAGUGCCUUGUUGCUUAGCCCCAUGCACUUGGGCAGAACAUUAUGACGAUGGUAACUUGUAGAGGGGAAGGCUGUUCACCUCAUGGGGAACAGGAAGCAAUAUAAGGAUAAAAUUAAGUGUAACCAUCAAAAACACUUCUUCAUGGACCUGCUUUGUCCAACUAGGCCCUAGCUCCUAAAGUUUCUAGAAUCUCCCAAAACAGAACCACUACCUGGAAACCAAUUGUUUAACAUGUAAGUCCUUGGGGGGUGUAUUUAAUAUUCAAAAUUGGCUGGAUAUAUCACCUUGGUUCUGGCCAUUGGAAAAACCCUCUCUCUUUAAGUACCAGUAUUAAGUGUGCUAAUACACAGCUACAUCCCUUUCCAGGUGGCCUGCUGGACACAUGUGUCCUUAAUUCAUUCUGCACAUUUUCCUUCUCUCCAGCAUCCCAUGGAAGCCCAACAUACAGAAAUUUGUGCUGCAGCCUAGGCCUGCUGCCAAGCUUUUCCAAGUUAGCAUUACCUACUGUCCAGGAAUAAGUCUGAAUGGAAUACUUGUAUAUACUUCGUGACUACAUCCAAAUUGAGAGUUCCUCUGGCCCUGUGCCUCUUAGAAGUGGGCAGAGUGAAUGAAAUACAAUGACUUUCUGUAGUGCUUUUUAUCCCUUUGUGGACCUUAGGCUGGCCUUGAAAUCCUGAUCCUUCUAUCUCAGCCUCUGUAGGACUAAGAUUAUGGGUAUGUACCAUCAUGCCUGUCAAUGACCCCUCACUUUAAAUAAAAUAUGACAUUUCCCACUGCCGUGGGAUCACCACAGGCUUCCCUGGAGGAUCUUGAGCUUUUCAGAGCUUGUCUUCCACCUCUUGGAAGUAUGUUUUACUAAGCCCUCCAGGGCAUGUAACUUCUUGCCCACCAAGCCCAGUGAGCAUGACUAGCAGGUUGCAUUAAUUUUGGAAGAGUGAUGUCACCAGGCAAACUUGAGGUGUGCUGACAUCCAUUAUGAGAAAGUAGACUGCUCUUGAUGAGAUAAAGAGUGCUUUCCAGUGGACAAGCUGAUGUGUCAGGCAGCCAGCCCUCAGAUAAAGUGGGUGUUGACAUGGUCAUGUUUCAGCAAACCACCAACAUUUAAUAUCCCUGGGGCAGGUUAUGAGGAUCUGGAGGGAGACCUCUCAGUCUCCCACUCUGUCCUGGAAACUGGAAAGGGGCCUAAUGGGUGGUCUUCAGUACAAGCCAACGUUGUCUGCUGACAGAUGUCCCUAAGCCUCACUGACCAGUAGGCCACUUAGUUUUCAGGUAACAGGACUGCAGCCACUCAGACCUAUUAUCUAAUCACCGUAGGAGUUCAUCUUCCCUCUUCCAGGUGGGACCUAGCCUUCCUUGUUCUAGGUUCUGUGUCUGUAAAGUGGGUCAGGUCAGUAAUUAAUAUGAGGCCCUGGAGCAACAUUGUGAUAGUUUGUGCUGGCAAAGGUUCCUGUGGGCCCAUGUCCAGCAGCACUCUGCAGCCUAUACUCUGUGGUGUAGGUAAUAGCUCAGGCCCUCUCAUCUUGUUGAUGGUAUUUAUCUUACUGGUCCCUUCAGUGUCACAGACUUUUGCAGGGACAUUACUGUGUAAGUACUUGAGCAAUACCCUUAUUCAAGAGCCAGCUCAGAAACAUCCCAUCUGCCUGUGGUGUAGUUGCUUCCAAAGGGCUUUGGAUAUUGUUUGGUACACUGACCAUUGUCCCUGUGUACAUCACCAGCUUCCUAGCCACAGUAUGUGCAGGCAGAGUAUUGUCCAGGUCCCUCAUCCCGACUUUUGAACCCUGUAGGUACUCAGGUAUACACCACAGACUUCAGACCCUUGAUACUCUAGACAGUCAAGGCAGGAACUAUUGAGGAAAACAGCUUACUGGUUGCUCUUCAUGGCUUGCUCACCUUGCUCUCUUAUUCUAGACCGUUCCACCUGACCAGAGAUGGCAUUAGCCACAGUAGUUUUAAGUCCUCACAUCAAUCAUUAAUCAAGAAAAUGCCCGAAACUUGCCUACAGACCAAUUUGAUGGAGACAAUUCCUCAAUUAAGGUUUCCUGUUCACAGAUCACUCUGGCUUGUGUCAAGUUGACAAAACCUAAUGGUCUAUGUCGUAAUGUCACUUCUGACCCCGAUGACUGGGCAUAGUUGGUCCUUGUCUUUUCUCUUGGUUUGACUUCCAUAUCUCCUUUUCCUCUCUUGAUCCCCUUCACUCAUGGCCCAGUUCAGUUUGGACACUUCCAGAUGCCUCUGGCUGAACUCUCCCUCAUAUCUACAAUAAAACCCUUCUCCUCAACCAUACCUUGGAGCAAUCAUGUCCUCGUUUUCAUUCAGGUGGCUGUAUUAGUUACUUUUCUAUUGCUAUGGUAAUACACCAUGACCAAGGCAUCUAUGGAAGAAUUUAUUCUGACUUAGUUUCAGAGGGAUAAAAGUUCAUUAUGGCAGGAAGGCAUAGCAGUAAGAAGCAGGUAUGGUCUUGGGAGCAGGAAACAGAGGUCAUGAAUCUUCAACCACACACACAAAGCAGAGAGAGUGAGCUGGAAGUUGGGUGAAGGCAUAAAUUCUUAAAAACCUGCCUCCAAUGUAGUCUCUUCUGAAACUCAAGACAAUCUCAAAAUAAAAAAGGAGUACUACAUUAUAUACACAUAUGUAUGUAUGUUCCAACAUACAAGGACACAGAAUAUGCCUUAGCCUUUCCAAAGGGGAGCAAUGGGGGUGCAGUGGGAAAAUACUGGACCUAAGUAAGACUGAACCCAGGAGGAAAAACAAUAAAUCCUAUAGCUCCAUGUCUAGUGCCAAGGACUUCGGAUUUAAAGUACUUAGAUGGGACCCCCACCCCCUGCUUUGCUGCCUGAAACAUACAUAUGUCUUUUGGGGAUGGUUUCAAUGCCUGCCUGCAGCUCUCUUUGGCAGAUGCCUUAUGGCUAAGUGUCUCCAACAUACUGGGGUUCAUUUCAACCCAGCUUCACUGUCACAGCUUCAUGCAAUGGCCUCUCACAGCCUCUUCAUGCAUGGACUCCUCUUCCAAAUACUGCCUGACCUCAGUUGGAAAUAAAGCUGCUGUGAACAUCUGUGCAUAUA
This is a messenger RNA of Peromyscus californicus insignis, 11595 nucleotides long. It is a transcript of the gene Idua, whose product is annotated as alpha-L-iduronidase. The transcript has 14 exons. Gene Ontology annotation, biological process: carbohydrate metabolic process. Gene Ontology annotation, molecular function: L-iduronidase activity. The record is from RefSeq and is a predicted model, not a curated record. The coding region runs from base 5037 to 7010 and encodes 657 amino acids. NCBI's taxonomy places the organism in Eukaryota, Metazoa, Chordata, Mammalia, Rodentia, Cricetidae.